This is a messenger RNA of Salarias fasciatus (jewelled blenny), 3122 nucleotides long. It is a transcript of the gene large1, whose product is annotated as LARGE xylosyl- and glucuronyltransferase 1. The transcript is spliced from 15 exons. Gene Ontology annotation, cellular component: Golgi apparatus. Gene Ontology annotation, biological process: protein O-linked glycosylation via mannose. NCBI's taxonomy places the organism in Eukaryota, Metazoa, Chordata, Actinopteri, Blenniiformes, Blenniidae. Gene Ontology annotation, molecular function: glucuronosyltransferase activity; xylosyltransferase activity. The coding region runs from base 501 to 2765 and encodes 754 amino acids. The record is from RefSeq and is a predicted model, not a curated record.
CGAGGACUCAGACUCCUCCAGGACCAGCUCCGGGACCGGCUCCGAGACCGCUUCCAGGACCAGCUCCGGGCCGUGCCGGACUCGGGAUUAACCGGCGGAUUCCCCCGCGGAGCCGUGUGGAAGUGUUCGCGCCCGGCGCGUGCUGCUGGAGGCCGCGGCUCCGCGCCGCUGUCCCCGCCGCUGUCCCCGCCGCUGUCCCCGGCAGCCCGGGCUCGGAUCCCGCCGCCCCGCAGCCCGCCGGGCGGCGGAGGCUCCGGGCGGCGAGGCUCCGGGACUGGAUGGCCGCAGCCCGCGCAGGAGCGCCGGGUCUCGCGUUCCGCAGCGGACCGCGUGGAGCGGAGCGGAGCGGCCGUCUCACCGCAGCCUGCAGCGGGCUGCCGGGCUCCGGAGCGCCGCGGCGCUGAAGCCGCCUGCAGCAGUGCCAUGACUCCGCCUGGACGGCAGCUGCUCCCCACAUAGAGGUCCCCCCACCUCUGUCUCCGCCCGCUUCGGCCCAGAGGAUGCUGGGAAUGUGUCGCGGGCGCAGGAAGUUCCUGGUGGCCUCGCUCGCCCUGCUCUUCAUCCCGGCGCUCACCUGGCUCUACCUGUCGGUCGGGAGCUUUCAAGUGAAGCCCCUCCCCCUGUCUCCGCUGGAAGCCCAGUCCUCCACGCCUCCGGGCGGCGCCGGCGAGCGGCAGGCGCUGGAGCUGCGGGUGCGGGCGGUGGAGGAGGAGAACCGGGCGCUGCGCCGGGAGCUGAGCCGGCCCCCCAGGAGCCCGGCGGCCCGCCUCCCCGCCGCCGGUCGCCAUGGAAACCACAGCCGCACCCACUCGGAGGAGGGGACGGGAGACAACGAGGGACAGAAGGCGGCGGCGGGAAAUGGCUCCGACUGCGUCCAGCAGCCGGCCGUGGACAAGUGUGAGACCAUCCACGUGGCCAUCGUGUGUGCCGGGUACAACGCCAGCCGGGACGUGGUGACGCUGGUCAAGUCCGUCCUCUUCCACAGGCGGAACCCGCUUCACUUCCACUUCAUCACCGACGCCAUCGCCCAGCAGAUCCUGUCCUCGCUGUUCCACACCUGGAUGGUCCCGGCGGUCCGGGUGGACUUCUACGACGCCGACGAGCUGAAGUCCGAAGUGUCGUGGAUCCCGAACAAGCACUACUCGGGGAUCUACGGGCUGAUGAAGCUGGUGCUCACCAAGACGCUGCCCUCCGACCUGCACCGGGUCAUCGUCCUGGACACCGACAUCACCUUCGCCACCGACAUCGCCGAGCUCUGGGCCGUCUUCCACAAGUUCAAAGGUCAGCAGGUCCUGGGCCUGGUGGAGAACCAGAGCGACUGGUACCUGGGGAACCUGUGGAAGAACCAUCGGCCGUGGCCGGCUCUGGGCAGAGGGUUCAACACAGGAGUGAUCCUGCUCCUGCUGGAUCGUCUCCGGAAGCUGAGGUGGGAGCAGAUGUGGAGGCUGACUGCAGAGAGGGAGCUGAUGAGCAUGCUGUCCACUUCACUGGCCGACCAGGACAUCUUCAACGCGGUGAUCAAGCAGAACCCCUUCCUGGUCCACCAGCUGCCCUGCUUCUGGAACGUCCAGCUGUCUGAUCACACCCGCUCCGAGAAAUGCUACAAGGACGUGUCCGACCUGAAGGUGAUCCACUGGAACUCCCCAAAGAAGCUGCGAGUGAAGAACAAGCACGUGGAGUUCUUCAGGAACCUCUACCUGACCUUCCUGGAGUACGACGGCAACCUGCUGCGGCGGGAGCUGUUCGGCUGUCCCAGCGAGGCCGACCACAACAGCGAGAACCUCCAGAAGACUCUGUCCGAGCUGGACGAGGACGAUCCCUGCUACGAGUUCCGUCGAGAGCGAUUCACCGUCCACAGAACGCACCUCUACUUCCUGCACUACGAGUACGAGCCCAGCUCCGACAACACGGACGUCACGCUGGUGGCCCAGCUGUCCAUGGACAGGCUCCAGAUGCUGGAGGCCAUCUGUAAGCACUGGGAGGGGCCGGUCAGCCUGGCGCUGUACCUGUCGGACGCCGAGGCGCAGCAGUUCCUGCGCUACGCCCAGGGCUCCGAGGUGCUGAUGAGCCGGGGCAACGUGGGCUACCACAUCGUCUACAAGGAGGGCCAGUUCUACCCCGUCAACCUGCUGCGCAACGUGGCCAUGCGGCAGGUCAACACGCCCUACAUGUUCCUGUCCGACAUCGACUUCCUGCCCAUGUACGGCCUGUACGAGUACCUGAGAAAGUCUGUGGUCCAGCUGGACAUGUCCAACACCAAGAAGGCUCUGGUGGUCCCGGCCUUCGAGACGCUGCGCUACCGUCUUUCUUAUCCCAAGUCCAAGGCGGAGCUGCUGUCCCAGCUGGACAUGGGGACGCUCUUCACCUUCAGGUACCACGUGUGGACUAAAGGCCACGCCCCCACCAACUUCGCCAAGUGGCGCACGGCCACCACGCCGUACCGCGUGCAGUGGGAGGCCGACUUCGAGCCCUACGUCAUGGUGAGGCGGGACAGUCCCGAGUACGACCGCCGCUUCGUGGGCUUCGGCUGGAACAAGGUGGCCCACAUCAUGGAGCUGGACGCCCAGGAGUACGAGUUCGUGGUCCUGCCGAACGCCUACAUGAUCCACAUGCCCCACGCGCCCAGCUUCGACAUCACCAAGUUCCGGUCCAACAAGCAGUACCGGGUCUGCCUCAAGACCCUGAAGGAGGAGUUCCAGCAGAACAUGUCGCGGCGCUACGGCUUCGCCGCGCUCAAGUACAUGACGGCCGAGAACAACAGCUAGCCUCCGCCGCGGCCGGACCCCGGCGCCCGGACCCGGACCGGGACCCGGACCCGGGUCCGCCGGACGCUGUCUGAACUCUGGACCUGGCCGUGGUCUUUCUGUCCGUCCUCUGUCCUCUGCUGGACGUCAGGACCCGCCGCCGUCUGAGCGGCCGGGCGAGACGGAGCGGCGGCUUCGCGGGACGGAAUGUCUGAAUGUGUGAAGCAGGAAGUGAAGCAUUGUGGGAGUUCGGCCCGUCUGCCGCGCGCUUCACCACGAGGAAAAGCCUUCAAGUGCCACCGAGAGACGGAAGCAGCAGCAGCAGCGUCCGACUGACCGCACACACACACACACACACACACACACACACACACACAC